GGAGAGAUUCUAAUUUGAGAGGGAAUAUGAAGAGUAAGACUGUGAGAGUCUGAGGGAAUAUGAAGAAAGAAGAGAGAGAAAUCAGACUGAAGAGAGAGAAAGAUAUCCUUUAAUCACAGUUAAAACCAGUGCUAGAGUUAGGUUUAGGGUUAGGGUUUUCAGUCAUCAAUGGAGUCGAGCACACGCCAAACUGUCGCUAAACCAGGGCUGAGAAAGCCAGUGUUCACCAAGGUCGAUAACCUCAAACCGGAAACGAACGGUCAUACACUCACCGUGAAUGUUCUGGACUCGAACACUGUGUUGCAGAAGGGUCAGUCGGUGUCUCAACACCUCCGCAACACUCGCAUUACCGAAUGCCUCGUUGGCGACGAAACUGGCACGAUUCUCUUCACUGCGCGCAAUGAUCAAGUUGAUUUGAUGAAGCCAGGUGCAACUGUUAUCCUCCGAAAUGCAAAGAUUGUAAUGUUUAAGGGAUAUAUGAGGCUAGCAGUUGACAAAUGGGGUCGUAUUGAGGUCACUGAACCUGUCACAUUUUUGGUUAAAGAGGACAAGAAUCUCUCUAUGGUGGAGUACGAGUUGGUGAAUGUGGCGGCAGAGUGAAUCGGAUCUUUGCAGCCUAUAAAUAGAGAUAUAGAAAAGCUCAGAAAUCUAAAUGAUGCAAAACUUGGUUUCACUCUAAUUUCUAUUGCCAUCUGCUACUGUUCAUAUUUCCUUCUUUUAUCAGAUAGAUUAGAUGGUUUAAAGUUUGUGCACAAUUGUACUGAAAUCGGCUUUUGUGAUGAUACUUCUUCUAGUAUGACAACCAUGGAGUAAGAUUUGUCUAGUAUUAGCAGGGAAACCUGUUGUUGGUGGAUAUGGAAUGGAAGUGUAAAAAGAAAGAUUCUUGUGCUAAUGAUAGGGAUACUUUUGCUUCAA
Messenger RNA from Cornus florida, 915 nucleotides. RefSeq lists its product as uncharacterized. Lineage: Eukaryota; Viridiplantae; Streptophyta; Magnoliopsida; Cornales; Cornaceae. The coding region runs from base 169 to 600 and encodes 143 amino acids. The record is from RefSeq and is a predicted model, not a curated record. The transcript is spliced from 2 exons.